Hyaena hyaena (striped hyena) is the source of this 1143-nucleotide messenger RNA. RefSeq names its product dual specificity phosphatase 9 (gene DUSP9). The record is from RefSeq and is a predicted model, not a curated record. Gene Ontology annotation, molecular function: MAP kinase tyrosine/serine/threonine phosphatase activity; protein tyrosine/threonine phosphatase activity. The transcript is spliced from 3 exons. Gene Ontology annotation, cellular component: cytosol; cytoplasm. Gene Ontology annotation, biological process: negative regulation of MAPK cascade; protein dephosphorylation. The coding region runs from base 1 to 1143 and encodes 380 amino acids. Lineage: Eukaryota; Metazoa; Chordata; Mammalia; Carnivora; Hyaenidae.
AUGGAGGGUCUGGGCCGUUCGUGCCUGUGGCUGCGCAGGGAGCUGUCGCCCCCGCGGCCUCGGCUGCUGCUCCUUGACUGCCGAAGCCGCGAGCUGUACGAGUCGGCGCGCAUCGGCGGGGCGCUGAGCGUGGCCCUGCCGGCGCUGCUGCUGCGCCGCCUGCGGCGGGGGAGCCUGUCGGUUCGCGCGCUCCUGCCGGGGCCGCCGCUGCAGCCGCCCCCGCCCGCCCCGGUGCUCCUGUACGACCAGGGCGGGGGCCGGCACCGGCGCGGGGAGGCGGAGGCCGAGGAGUGGGAGGCCGAUUCGGUGCUGGGCACCCUGCUCCAGAAGCUGCGAGAAGAAGGCUACCUGGCAUACUACCUACAGGGUGGCUUCAGCAGAUUCCAGGCCGAGUGCCCCCACCUGUGUGAGACCAGCGUCAGCAGCCGUGGUGGCCCAAGCACGGCCCCAGCGCCCAGCCCAGUGGUGGGGCUGGGUGGCCUGUGCCUGGGCUCUGACUACUCUGAUGCAGAAUCCGAGCCUGACCGCGACUCCAUGAGCUGUGGCCUGGAUUCAGAGGGUGCCACGCCGCCCCCAGGGGCGCUGCUGCCGUCCUUCCCUGUCCAGAUCCUGCCCAACCUCUACCUGGGCAGUGCCCGGGAUUCGGCCAACGUGGAGAGCUUGGCCAAGCUGGGCAUCCGCUACAUCCUCAACGUCACCCCCAACCUGCCUAACCUCUUCGAGAAGAACGGCGAGUUUCACUACAAGCAGAUCCCCAUCUCAGACCACUGGAGCCAGAACCUGUCCCAGUUUUUUCCUGAGGCCAUCUCGUUCAUUGAUGAGGCCUUGUCCCAGAACUGCGGGGUGCUCGUUCACUGCCUGGCAGGCGUCAGCCGCUCUGUCACCGUCACCGUGGCCUACCUCAUGCAGAAGCGCCACCUCUCACUCAACGAUGCCUACGACCUGGUCAAACGGAAGAAGUCUAACAUCUCACCCAACUUCAACUUCAUGGGGCAGCUGCUGGACUUCGAGCGGAGCCUGCGGCUGGAGGAGAGGCGCGCCCGCGAGCGCAGCAGCGGGGGGCAGGAGUCUGCUGCCUCCGACCCACCCUCCUUCUUCACCACCCCCACCAGCGAUGGUGUCUUUGAGCUGGACCCCACAUAG